AUGGCUAAUCAAAGGGUGGUCGUCCUCGGCUUUUCUUCCAUGUUGCUUGUGGCCAUGGUCAUCGGAGUAGCAGUUACAGUCACCAAGGAAGAUGAUCCCUCCUCCGAUGGAGUAAACUCCAGCGGGUUAUCCACCACCACAAAAUCCGUCGAAGCAGUUUGUCAGUCAACCGAUUACAAGGAUACGUGCGUUACCACUUUAUCAUCUUCCGCCGGCGGCACUUCCGAUCCUAAAGAGCUCAUCAAGAUCGCUUUCAACGUUGCGAUUAAGUACGUCGGCGAUGCCAUGAACAACUCCACCGUCCUUCAACAAGCCGAGAGCGAUCCAGUAACCCACGCCGCAUACGAGAGCUGCAAGGAACUUUUACAAGAUUCAAUAAACGAUCUUCAAGAUACAUUCGACAAGUUCGGAACAUUCGACCUUCACCACCUUCACGACUACGUCCAAGACCUUAAGACAUGGCUUAGCGGAGCACUUACAUUCCAAGAGACAUGUCUAGACGGGUUCGAGAACACAACCGGUAACGCUGGAGAAAACAUGAAACAACUUCUCAAAAUCUCCGGGGAGUUAACAAGGAAUGGACUCGCUAUGGUAGAUGAAUUCUCUAAAACCGUUAUGAGCCUUAACGUGUCGAGUUUCGGGGCAAGGCGACUUUUAUCAUCAGACGGAAUUCCCUAUUGGGUCGAUUCCAGUAGGAGAAAGCUACUCCAGGCUGCUGCCGUACCUUACCCAUCCUACACCAUCAGCAAAUUUGAUGUAGAUCCAACUCCUAACGUUGUCGUGGCUAAGGACGGCUCAGGCAAUGUUAAAACCAUCGCUGAAGCGUUGGCCAAGGUACCUCUCCAUAGCAAGGUUCCAUUCGUUAUACGCAUCAAGGCUGGUGUUUAUGCAGAGUAUGUUGAGGUUACCAGGAUGAUGACCAACGUUGUCAUGCUUGGAGAUGGUCCAACCACGACCCGAAUCACCGGAAACAAGAACUUCGCUGACGGGUUACCAUUCUUUAAAACACCCACAUUCGUGGUGCAAGGAGCCCAUUUCUACGCCAAGGGAAUCGGUUUCGAGAACACAGCCGGAGCCAAUAAGCGCCAAGCCUCGUCAAUUCGUGUCUCGGCAGACAUGUCAAUAUUCUACCAAUGUAACUUCGACGGUUAUCAAUCCACCCUAUUCACCCACGUCCAUCGCCAAUACUACCGCGAGUGUUCCAUCUCGGGAACAAUCGACUCCAUCUUCGGCGACGCCUCCGCCGUUUUCCAAAAUUGCACCAUGGUCGUGAGAAAACCUAUGGAUGGCCAAUCGUGCAAGAUCACGGCUCAAGGCCGCGACGACAAGCGAGCCAACACGGGCCUGGUUCUCCAAAAAUGUUCAAUCGUAGCCGCUCCUGAAUUCACGUCAUCGCCAACACCCAUUUUGGCUUACUUGGGAAGACCGUGGAAGAUGUAUUCGAGGACUAUAAUUGUGAACACGAACAUAGAUGGAUUCAUCGAUCCACAAGGAUGGGUUCAGUUUGCUGGAUCUUUCGGUACUUCCACAAGCUUCUUUGUUGAGUUUGGAAAUACAGGGGAAGGUUCUGAUAAGAGUAAAAGGGUUGUGUGGCCUGCAAUCAAGAAUAUGAAUGCAAGGCAGAUUGCUCCAUUUUCUGCCAGCAAGUUCAUUUCAUCAGAUUUAUGGGUAAAGCCAACGGGAUUACCCUAUGACUCUACCAUUAAUUAA
Messenger RNA from Impatiens glandulifera, 1710 nucleotides. Its product is annotated as probable pectinesterase/pectinesterase inhibitor 21. Lineage: Eukaryota; Viridiplantae; Streptophyta; Magnoliopsida; Ericales; Balsaminaceae. Gene Ontology annotation, biological process: cell wall modification. Gene Ontology annotation, molecular function: pectinesterase activity; pectinesterase inhibitor activity. The coding region runs from base 1 to 1710 and encodes 569 amino acids. The record is from RefSeq and is a predicted model, not a curated record. The transcript is spliced from 2 exons.